UCUGUUGAAAUCGUGCCAGCUGGGCGGAUCCGCAUCCGAUUCCGAUAUUUUAUGUAUACAUUUGUAUUUUCUGUAGUUUCGGUCAUCGGUGUUUGAAAGAAAAGUUAAAAUCGUACCUACUAAAUUUCAGGACGUGUUGUAUCCCCAAUAUUCUACGUUAAAACAGCAAGAGUGGUUUAAAAAUGCCUCACUACUGUGCCUUUUUUAAAUGCCAGAAUAACACAUCCGCAUCCUACGUAAAUAAGGAAAUCACUUUUCAUAGUUAAUGAACGAGCCGGCGGACGUCACAGCAAUUGAAGAUCGCUCUAUGGUUGUGCUGCCAUGAAGGUGGACGUGGAAGGAAGAGAUGCUGCCUGCGCUUCGAUCAAUACUGACUCGCCCGUGUCUUCACUUGACGAUAUCCCUGAGACCGUUUCGGACAUCCUGCCAACGCCCGACCGGGCGCUGCUCGCCAAGCUGGAGGCAGAGAACAAGAAGAUCGAGGCGGACGCCAAGUGCCGCUUGCUGACAGCGGUGCGUAGUAGGAAGGAUUCGGACACGUCGUCGCAAAUAUCCUUGGCUUCUGCGACGAGUUCAAGCCAUGAAGAGGCCAGAGUUGGGAGCAAUGGAGAGGAGGAUCUCUGGGGCCUCUGGGGCCGGCUGGUCACCAACUGGGAGACAGAGUGGAGGAAACGCAACCAGUUCGUGCGUGAUCUCGUGAGGCAGGGAGUGCCACAUCAUUUUAGAGGCAUCGUGUGGCAGUUGCUGGCGGGAGUGGACUCCUCGCCAGAGAAGAGGUUGUAUGCUUCGUAUAUUAAGGCCAAAUCAGCGUGCGAGAAGGUGAUACGUCGAGACAUAGCACGCACGUAUCCGGAGCAUGAUUUCUUCAAAGAGAAAGAUGGCUUGGGACAGGAGUCUCUCUUCAACGUAAUGAAGGCGUAUUCGCUGCACGACAGGGAAGUUGGGUACUGCCAAGGGUCCGGGUUCAUUGUUGGCCUGCUGUUGAUGCAGAUGCCAGAAGAAGAAGCGUUCGCAGUACUUGUGAAGAUAAUGCAGCAGCACAGAAUGCGAGAUAUGUUCAAGCCAAGCAUGGCGGAGCUGGGGCUGUGCAUGUUCCAACUGGAGAACUUGGUACAGGAACUUUUGCCGGAUCUGUAUAUGCACUUCCAAACACAGAGUUUCAGCACAUCAAUGUACGCCAGCAGCUGGUUCCUCACGUUGUUCACGACCACCCUAUCCCUGCCUCUCGCCUGCCGAGUCAUGGACGUGUUCCUGUCUGAAGGGAUAGAGAUUGUGUUUAAGGUGGCCCUAGCCAUGCUCACCCUGGGCAAAGAUGACAUGCUGUCGUUGGAUAUGGAGAAUCUUUUAAAGUAUAUACAUAACGACCUUCGUGCAAAGGCAGAGGCAGAUAGAGACAGUUUCAUGAAUUUGGCGUAUUCGUUUGUGAUACAGCCAAAAAAAAUGAGAAAGCUUGAAAAAGAAUAUACUGCUAUCAAAUCAAAGGAGCAGGGGGAUAUCGCCAUUUUAAGAUGCCUCCGGCAAGAAAAUCGUCUGCUGAAGCAGCGGGUAGAGCUUUUGGAAAAAGAGAGCUCGGGGCUGGCGGAGAGGCUGGUGCGUGGGCAGGUGGACCGCGCGGAAGGUGAAGAGGAGACCUUCGCGCUGGCCCGCGAACUGCAAGCGCUGCGCCGAGAGCACGUCGGCAUGCAGCAGCGGCUGGCCCUGGCUCAGGACGAAAUCCGUUCCCUAGAGAUGACUCUUGACGAGAAGAACUCGCAAGACGGUAACGCGAAAGGGGAAGAGCUCGCUCGCUGCCUCCAGCGUGAGUUGGUCCGCGCGAGGCUCCACGCUGCGGAGCGGGAGGCGGCAGAACGCGAGCUCGCUUCCAGAAUAGCCGAGUUGGAAAACGACAACAAAAUCCUCAGAAAACAGUCCGUUAAUAACAAUGUUGCUCACUUGCAGGAUGAGCUUAUUGCCGUAAAACUCCGAGAAGCCGAAGCAAACCUUUCCUUAAAGGAUUUAGGCCAACGCGUAGCCGAGUUGUCCGAAUCUUGGCAAAGACAUUUGCAAGAGCAUCGUCAAGAAGGUCCCUCUACGCCGGUGCAGUCAAAUAUGGUAUCCGAUAUAAUGGCGACGCCCAAGAAGCUGCUCCGAGCUUGGGAAGGCAGGACCAAUGAGACGCAGAAGCUGGAGGAGGAGCUAAUGACCACCAGGAUCCGGGAGGUGGAGGCGAUCUCAGAACUGAAGGAGCUUAGGCUGAAGGAAAUGGAGCUGCGCACCCAGGUGCAAGUUUCAACAAACCAGCUGCGGCGGCAGGACGAGGAGCUGCGCGAGUUGCGCGAGGCGCUCGACAGCGCGCUGCAGCGGGAGCGCGCGCUGCAGACGCGCCAGCGCGAGUUUCAGCACAGGCUCAGCGACCUCGAGAGCAAGGCUAAGAACGAGUCCAUGCAGGCAAAUAUUCGACACGUAGAGGCCAGCCAGAGAAUAGCGGAAUUGGAGAACGAAGUCUCGGAAUACAAACUUAAGAAUGAGGUUAUGGCAACAGAAGGAGAACUCAGAAGCCACGUCAUGGACGACUCAGAUCGAGUGCGCGCGUUGCAGGAACAAGUUGCCGAAUUGAAGGCUGACGUCAUGAGGCUAGAAGCGUGGAAGGCGCGCGCACUCGGUCUCACGCUCACGAGGAGCGAGUCACUAGACGAGGACCUGGAGGAGGACGACAAACUGAAACUCGUGCUGCGGAGGGAAUCCUCCGCCUCCCUGGACUCUAAGAAGACGUAGCGAUAUCUUUCUUUCAAUUAUAGAUUUGUACGGAGUCGGAUCGUGAAAACGACAGACUAUAAUGUUUAGUGUGUUGAUAUUGACUUUUUGUAACUGUAUUUGGAAUCGUAUCUUCCCUUCCUGAUUGUUUUUAAUGCACAAAUAAUACAUUCUAUGGGUGGAACCAGAGUGGUGAUUCUAGAGUGAUUUGUAAUACGCGACCUGGUGUCGGAAUCGGGUGGUUUCAAUCUAUUAAGCAAGGAGACAAUCUUUUUUCUUUUUCUUUUUUCUUUUUGUGUAUGUAAUCUUCAUCUUAUAAUCUUAUUUUCUGUACUAGCUUCCGCCCGCGACUCCGUACGUGCGGAAAAAUUAAGAUUUAUUUUUUUCUACGUAUUUUUCCGGGAUAAAAAGUAUCCUAUUUUAUGCCCAGGAUAAUAAGGUAUAAUUAUACCAAGUUUCAUCGAAAUCGAACCGUUAGUUUUUACGUGAUGCCUUCACAUACAGACAGACAGAGAGUAGUAGUAGUUUUGAGUAGAAUAAACAGGUUUUGAACCUUCACCGUCUACUAAUCGUACCCUUUCAUCAAACCCUUGUGAUCACUAUAUGCCAAACUAAAUAACCUUUGAUCUCAAAUACAUUAUAUUUUUUCAAAUCUUCUGAGAAUAUUUUUUUAAUUUCACUUACUUAUCAUGUAAUAUAAUUAACGUACAUUCCAUUUUAUUCUUAAUUAGGCUUACGCUUGUUACUGGAGCAAUAAUUUAUAUAAGGAGCUUAAAAUCACUUCUAAAGACAUCACUUCCUUGGCACUAAAUGUAUACAAGCAUGUGAUGCGCAAAUAAAUGAACGAGUCAUAAGUGGCGCGAUUGCGAGCGAGAUAGCAAUAUAACAAAAUGUGUGAGAGCAAGCGAGAAACUAUAGUCGGAAAUUAUGAUACCUUCAUUUAUUGGCACGAAUUUAUAAGUGAGAUAACGAAACGUCAAUUCGGAGUACCGGCACACAAUCUCAAUAAGGCUUAAUAAUAUUUAUUCAAUGUAUUACACGAAAUUAGUUAAUUAGGCUUUAGAUUAGAGUAAGAAUGUGCGCGUUGAGCUCUCGGAGAAUUUAUUGUAUGUUAUGUGUGUUUGUGUUGUUUUAUUAUGCUUACCGACUCAAAUGUUAUUCGCAUUGGAGAACAGUAUUUAUUUCAGCUACUAAAGUAUUUGUUAAUUAAUGAGCUUAAUAUUAUGUGAUCAUUGAGUUGGCGAGCUGCAGUGCAAUGGUUUAUAUUUACAUAAGUUUUUUCCCCUUUAUUUAACUGGUUUUAUCGCGAGACCUAACAGUCAAUUAAUUAUUAUCAAACAAGUAAAUUAGAAUAAGAAACAAAAUAUAUUAUAUUAAAUUUCAUAACUGUAUCGAUGCAUUAUUUGUAGGCGCCAGUUAAAAUGUUUUAAACACUCUAUAAGACUAGAACGAUUCAAGUUGACAGUUCAAAAUGUAGUGCAUGUUAAGAUACUCUGAUAUUAAUCAUUAACAUUCACCAACAUAAAAAAUAAAGUUAACUACUUAUAUUUAUUAAUUUUCAAUAAACAUCUUUGACUUAUAUUACAGUAUUUUUUAAAUUAUAUAUUACUUGAAAAUGGCUAGAUUUUGGGUUUUGUUAGAACUAUGAACCGCAAAACGCACGAACCAAGCGUGCCGCGUUCGUGGCCAGCGAGUGCCAGAAACGAAAUCGCUAUAAUAUUCACUUGGACAUUCACAGUAAUAUAAUAUAAUAAUUAUGUACCCCUCACGCACAGCGGCUUAAAUGUUUUGUAUAACUGCAAAUAAAGUUAAAUAUAGGUAUCGUUAGUUUUUAUUAAGUUGAAUUUUAUGAAUUUUAUUUUUGUUAUAGGAAUUUGAGCAGCUAUAAAAUGUUAAUUAUUUUGUUCAAUGAUAAAAAAGCUAUUAAUGUAUUAAUUGACACAUUAUUUAAAAUUAUUUGACCUGUGCAAAAGUUGAUUUUGUUAUACAGUGAAACUUGGUUAAGUGGGACCUGGAUAAGUGAGAAACCUCCAUAACUGGAACUCAUGCUGAGGUCCCAACACUUUGGCAUUGAAUUACCUCUGUUAGUGGGACGUGUAAACCUCUAUAUCUGGGAUUUGUUCUUUCGAUUUAUCUUCAUACUUACCUCUAUAAAUGAGACAGCGAGUAAAUUUUGUAUGCAUAAACCUCUGUAACUGAGAUAACAUUGUUUGCUUACUCAUUCUUAUUCUAUCCACAAAUUCCACACGUAAUUCCAAGUACGUAAGUACAAAUUUUGAGCUUCAAUUACCUUCAGUUUUAGUUUUGCUUUACUAUCGUACAGAUGUUUAUUUGAAAAAUGUCAAAACGAAAGCUACAAUCGUUAUCAUUAGGUGAAAAACUGAAGUUAAUAUCCAUUUAUGAAUCUGUAUUCUCACCUCUAUUAAUGGAACCCUCUGUAAAUGAGACAGAUAUUUAUUUAUACCUGUAUAUCUGAGACACUGGGUAAGUGGAAUACCUCUAUAAGUGAAACGACAUUGCAGGUCCCUUGAUGUCUCACUUAACCAGGUUUCACUGUAUUAUGUAUAAUGACUUAAAUGUAAUAAACUUUUUUUAAUAAUAUACUUAUUGUUUUGCUCAGCACGCCUACAAAUUUUAUUUUCCCCAUGGACCUAUGAAAAAAGACGGACGGAAUAUCGUCUAAACAUUGAGUGAAGCCUAGGAAUGGCGGCGAUGCAUCUAUGUGUGUGUGCCAGAUUGAUUGCCAGAUGCAGUAAAAUUACCCCACACUAGUAUUUUUAUUUUUCAAUUUUUUUGUACAUUUUAUAUUGUGUACUCUAACUAUAAGAACCUAUGCAUAAAUACAAUUACUAUUUAGCUUUGACGAAUCAACAAUUGGACGCGAAACCAAAGGAAAAUGUAUGAAAUCUUGUUCAACCAAUAUUGGGGGGAGGAGAGGUAAUGUCAGUUUAUAACCAAACAAAUAGGAAACAUGCUUCAUUCGAUUUAAGUAAACAUAUAUUAUGUACUUUGAAAUUUUCAAAAUUACUGUCUUAUAACAGAUGUCAAAUACAGUGUUAAUUGGCUGUAAUAUUUUUUUUAAAUAUGCGUGUUAUAUAAGGGUUAGCAUAGUAUGCAUGUUUUUGUGAGAAGAAAAAGCAAUAAAUUUAUAAAGCAAGCAUUUUGUAUCAAAUUUAUUAUCGUAAUUUUAAAAUAAAUUAACUUUGCAUCAACUCCCCGACUUUUGGGAGAAUGAAAUUUUGAAACAAUGGCAACAGCUGUCCUGACGACAAUGGCGGUUGCAUUUUUUCUAUAAAUUUUGCCGUAAUCAUUUUGUCAUUAAAACAUAAAAGAAAUAACUUUCUUUCCUGUAGAAUGUAAUCACCUGUGUUUUCUAAUAUAAAAUUGUACUGUUGCGAAACCAUUUAACCACGCGAGACGGCAUUUUACGGCGGCGCUUAAUCAGUCGGUAGUUCAUGACGUAAUGGCGGCCGACUAGCUUACUAUGGUGAGAGUGUGUGCGUGUUCAUUGUAUUUAUACGAUGGCUAGCUUACUAUGGUGGCUUCACUUUGUUAACUGCAGAUCAAGCGCUGUGGGUGUAUAAUAUAUUUGUAAAGGAUUAGGUUUUAUUGAAAUGAAAUGAAAUUAUUGAUGAAAUUAUUAUAUUAAUGUUUUAAUAUAAUAAUUGUAAUUACUUUAAUAUAUUAUCGCUCAGCAUACGAGGUACAACCAGCGUGCAGUAGCGAAAUCAUUGUUUGUAUUCUUUUUUUAUUAUUAUAUUAGCGCGAGGCCAAGCGCUGAUUUUAGAUGUAACGAAUUUUAUAUGAUAUAUACUUAGUCUGGUCGUAAAUAAUGUUAACAAAUUUUCAAAGUCAAUCGGUGUUCAAACUUCAAUGAAAUUAGGAGAUACAGAGAAAAGAAGAACAAACAAACUCCUAAUAUUUGUAUUAUUAAUACAGAUAAACAAUUAUAAUUCUAUGCAACUAUUUUUUCUUGUAUCAAUAUUUACGGCAAGACUAAGUGUGAAGUGUUUUGUACGAACAUUUGCUUCUUGGAUUUAUGCUGAUGCUGCUAAUGCUUAAUUGCUGACAUGGAUUUACGUUUAAUGAAUGGCAGCGGAAUUUAAUUUUUGACUUUACUCAAAUCCAUGUCAGCUAUGAUCGUUUCUUAUGAAUUUAUAAUUAAUAAUGCACUCUGAUUAUAAGAAUAAUUCACGUUUUUAACGUGAUAACGUUUUUAAAAUCGUUUUAGUCGGGUGACAUGUUCAGAAACUUGUGUCACACCAAAACCUCACGAGCGCGACCGCAGGUAUAACGAGAGAGAGACGGACCGAUCUCCCGACUCAUCUCGAGCGCUGCCACCAAUAAGACGUUAUCACGUAAACAUCUCGAUCGUAAACCUACUUUACAAACAACCAAUUUUUAGUUUAGUUGUAUAACCAAUUUAUUUUUAAGUAGUAGUAGUUGAGUAGCCUAUGUUUGAUCUGCUUCCGUAAAGAAAAUAAUUUGUAUGCUAUUCACAGGUUUUAGUUUGCAAUAUUUCGAUUAUAUUAAUGUACGACGAGACGUUGGACCAUCUUCUCAAUAUAGAAGUAACCAAGUGAUUAUUUAAGCUGCGUAUUUUGUUUUAGAUAAAUGAUACAGUGUUAUAACAUCAUCGAAUAGCAGUAUUACUUCCAGUGCGGGAAGGUGAUGGCGCUAGACGCUAGUUAUUUUUCCACGUUGGAAACAAUACUGCAACAACAAGACAUUAUAGUACGACGGCUCGUACCUCAUACGUAUGUUUAUUGAGAAAUCGGUCCAGAAUUCGAUCGCCAUCCGAGGAAUCGAUGCCAAGGCCUAUGAUUGCUAUUACUUUAAAAUCUAGGAAUUUACAGUAUCAGUAAAUAAUCGAAUUAAGUGCACUUUGCUCAUUCAUCGAUAGAUGUACACGAACACGGGUUCAAUUCAUAUCGCGUUGGUAGUUAAGCAGCAAUAGAUGAUUUAAUAUUUUUAGCAGUAGUUAUAUCGUUUCGAGUAAUUUGUAUUGUGAUGGAAUUUUUAAACUUUCGUUUUAUACAUCGAGUUUCUAGCAUAAUAUUUUAAAUCCCUCAUAUGUCACGUAUUUUCGUAUUAUGAUCAACUGUAUUGAAUUUUAUUUUAAGGAAAUAAAGUAAUGUUUAAAUA
Colias croceus (clouded yellow) is the source of this 7878-nucleotide messenger RNA. RefSeq names its product ecotropic viral integration site 5 ortholog-like. Bases 322 to 2754 code for a protein of 810 amino acids. The record is from RefSeq and is a predicted model, not a curated record. The transcript has 18 exons. NCBI's taxonomy places the organism in Eukaryota, Metazoa, Arthropoda, Insecta, Lepidoptera, Pieridae.